This is a messenger RNA of Suillus subalutaceus, 795 nucleotides long. RefSeq lists its product as uncharacterized. The transcript has a single exon. The record is from RefSeq and is a predicted model, not a curated record. Bases 1 to 795 code for a protein of 264 amino acids. NCBI's taxonomy places the organism in Eukaryota, Fungi, Basidiomycota, Agaricomycetes, Boletales, Suillaceae.
AUGUCUACCGAACUUGAAUCACGCCCCCAUGUCGUACUCUGGGGUGUCGCCAAGCCGCCCAAUGCACCUAGCUCGUCUGGCUUCUGCCAAAAGCUAGAAACAUUCCUCAGAUUUAGCGGCAUAUCAUACGAAGUGGGCGAGACAAUCCCAAUGAAAGCUCCCAAGGGCAAAGUUCCCUUCGCCGAUAUCAAGCAUGACAAAAAAACUGUCACUAUCUCGGAUUCUCAUUUUAUCAUCCGCUAUCUCAUCGAGAACGGGCUCAUCAAAGACCCGGACGCCGCCGCCGGCUUGACUCCUGCUCAAAAGGGUGAGUCGAGAGCAUGGCAGGCGUAUAUUGAAGAACUGCUAUACUCUGCCAUCGUUCGAGAUCGGUGGUACAUAGACGAGAACUAUGCAGUGACUGCCGAAGAGACAUUUGGUGGUAUAGCCUGGCCCGUGCGGCCGAUCAUAUCUUGGUUUUUUAGGAGGAAGCUGAUGAAGUCAAUUUGGAACGCUGGGAUAGGGCGUCACUCCCAGGCAGAAGCUCAGUCUUUGCAAAAAGAGGCUUUCGAGGCUCUCGAAGCAAGGCUGUCGGGCCACUUGUAUUUCCACGACAGCGAACAACCGACAUGCAUUGAUCUUAUCGUCUAUGCUUUCCUCGCCAAUACACUGGCAACGAGUGGGAACCCGUACUGGGCGGAUAUGGUGCUAAGGAAUCCCACCCUGCUAGCAUUCACGAAAAGGAUGACGACGCUGCUCUUCCCCGAAUACGAGCUCCUUUUACAUCGCGUUGAAGAAGCUGGCGUUCUGAGUUAG